ACAGCUGCAAAGUUCAGAGAGUUGAACUACAGUGCUUUGAGUUCACUGCUUAUUCUGCCACGGUCAGCUGCUGUUGUAAAUCUUCCUCCCGGAACACGUGACGAUGCAUUUCUUGACUAUAUAUCCCGAGGACAGCGGCACAGCUGUCAGAGCGGCAGCCACGCACAGAGGAGCAACGCGGUUGAACUCGGCAAGUCAGGAAUUCAGGACUUGGGGCAAAUCGUCAGCCUUGACCCUGCAGUGUGCGCAGCGCCUCAGUGCCCACGAUGGAGCCCCUGAAUAGCACACACCCGAGCACUGCAGCCUCCAGCAGGCCCUUCCAGUCCCAUGUGUCUGGCAGCGGCGGCAGCAACGGCAAUGAGUAUUUCUACGUCCUGGUUGUCAUGUCCUUCUACGGCGUUUUCUUGAUUGGAAUCAUGCUGGGCUACAUGAAGUCCAAGAGGCGGGAGAAGAAGUCCAGCCUCCUGCUGCUCUACAAAGACGAGGAGAGGCUCUGGGGGGAGGCCAUGAAGCCGCUGCCUGUGGUGUCCGGCCUGAGGUCGCUGCAGGUGCCCAUGAUGCUGACCAUGCUGCAGGAGAGCAUGGCGCCCGCACUGUCCUGCACACUGUGCUCCAUGGAGGGGGACAGCGUGAGCUCCGAGUCCUCCUCCCCCGACGUGCACUUCACCAUCCAGGAAGAGGGGGCGGACGAUGAGCUGGAGGAGACUUCUGAGACGCCUCUCAACGAAAGCAGCGAGGGGUCCUCGGAGAACAUUCACCAGAAUUCCUAGCACCCCCGGGGCCCCUCACAGCGGCUCCCUCAGCCAGGUCCUUUAGAGAUAGGAGAGGGAUUUUUCAAGUGCCUGUUUCACUUUUUAUAGUGCAGCGUCACUUUGAAGAGAUGCCACCCUCGUAAACCCCCCACGUGGGGUAAGAUGGGAGAUAGGGCUCACCCGCAGGCCUCGAGGGCCUCACGCCCUGAAGACGCACCGUGUGUACAUUUACUUUGGGGUCUGAGUGUGGGAUUCCCGUUCAGUAUCUGGCAGACUGACGAGCUCCUAUUUUCUCAGUGGACGCCCUGGGUGAUUUCGCAGCAACUUUCAAACGCCUAGGGUGAACUGAGGGACUCGUUUUGAUUCGCUCAUCGCCUAGAGCUUUGCUCUUCUAGACGUGAUUGGUUGUAAGUAUCACUACUGUGCACCUGUGACAUUAAAUCAUAGAGGCUUCCUUUGGAAGUCUUGGAUUGGAGGGGGAGAACUUGAUGGAGUAUUUUUUGUUUUUUGAAGGGAGAAAACCCCUUUGAAGGGGUAAACCCAACCUGUUUGUACAAUGUAAAGGGAAAAAGACAGCUUUUAAACUUGUUAAAUUAGCUGAGGUUGUAAGAGAUGAACUGGCAUUGUGACUUGUGCCUGUCCAGCACGCUGCUAUGACUUUCCUGUGGUUGGAGAGCUUCCCUCGACUCUGUAUUCUGAAUAGCCAUGCAGAGGGCUCUUCAAAUCUUUCCAGAAGGGGUAAGAAUGAUGGGGCUGAACAAGACCAUGCCAAUCCCUUUACUGUGUCUCAUUUUCCCAGAUUAGUUUUCUGAGAGGGGUGUUUUAUGGGACCUUACAACAUGGAACUUCAUCAGGUAGGUUAGUCCUAGAUGGGCGUAUUCCAGCUGGGGUCCAAGUUCUGUGGCCUCCAGAUUCAGAGCCCUGAUGCUCAUAUGCUGUGUGGUCCUGGACAUGUCGUCAAAGGCUUAUUGGCUUCCUGGGGCUCUGGAGGAUGUGCCGCCCCAGGGGGCUGGGAGGAUGUCUUUGGAUUUUAGACUCUGUGAUCAACCCUCCGUGGCCUGUUGUGAAGAAGCUCAGACCAAAUAGUUCCCCUUUGGCCACUUAGUCUGUAAAAAGGAUCUGCUGAUUUAAAGGAGCAGUUGGCGAACACAUGUGACUGGGGAAUUUGGGGCUAAUCACAAACCAGUCCUGCUAUAGUUUUCCCAGGAUUGAACCAAAGAGGCAGAAGCUGUACCACAUUUUGGUCUGCAAAGUUCUCUGUGUGGUGGGCUCUUAAUACACCCAGCUGAGAGAAAGAGAAGUCUAAGGGGAGAUCUCACAACUGCUUACCAGUGUCUGCACGUAUAGUGUUCCUGUGAUCAGUGACAGUCGGGUAGCAGAAACUAUGAGCCCUUGAAGACAAGACACGCUGAAAGGUCAAAUUUAGUUCUAGGGGAACAAAUCCUUUUGUUAUUGUUUUAAAACAUAAUAUCCCUGGAUUGGAAAUGUAAGCAUGACUACAGUUCUCACGAAAUGGUUAACAGUGUUGGAACUGGUUUAUCAGUUCACUUUGACACACAGCUAGAGGAAAUUUAUGUUUGGGGAAACAGGGUUAAAAUUCACUUUAAAAUUCAGAGUGUAGAUUUACUCCAAAGGGGGCCGUUUAAGUUGAAAGAAGCCAAGUUCAGUUUGGCCUCUUGCCUGGAAUCACUUGAAUUCUGAAACUUCACAGUGACGGACAUGUGCAGAGUCACAUUUUCCAUUGCUUAGUUCUGAAGUUUGGUGCAAGUCUAUCUGCGCCUCUUAAAAAGUGAUGUAUAUACUUCCUUCUUAUUCUAUUGAGUUGUAUACAAUUGUCUUUUGUAUUUAAUGGUUUGUAAUUUUCACAAUAUUUUUUAAUUUAAAUAAACAAACACAUUUUCCAUGGAA
Molecule: messenger RNA, 2660 nt
Organism: Cavia porcellus (domestic guinea pig)
Lineage: Eukaryota; Metazoa; Chordata; Mammalia; Rodentia; Caviidae
Gene: Kcne4
Product: potassium voltage-gated channel subfamily E regulatory subunit 4
Exons: 2
Coding region: 267-770 (167 amino acids)
Biological process (GO): regulation of ventricular cardiac muscle cell membrane repolarization; membrane repolarization during action potential; potassium ion export across plasma membrane
Cellular component (GO): membrane
Molecular function (GO): voltage-gated potassium channel activity involved in ventricular cardiac muscle cell action potential repolarization; delayed rectifier potassium channel activity; transmembrane transporter binding
Source: RefSeq, a predicted model, not a curated record